Messenger RNA from Fulvia fulva, 2493 nucleotides. RefSeq names its product Histone deacetylase clr3. Bases 1 to 2493 code for a protein of 830 amino acids. Gene Ontology annotation, biological process: chromatin organization. The transcript is spliced from 3 exons. The record is from RefSeq and is a predicted model, not a curated record. Gene Ontology annotation, molecular function: histone deacetylase activity. Gene Ontology annotation, cellular component: histone deacetylase complex. NCBI's taxonomy places the organism in Eukaryota, Fungi, Ascomycota, Dothideomycetes, Mycosphaerellales, Mycosphaerellaceae.
AUGGAAGACGAAUCUGGUCUAGAUGUCUUGAUGCAUGACGGCGACGUCCUCGAGAGCACAGAACGACGGCCACUCCAUACAGACAGUACUGGCACCGAUAUUCUAAUCAAGACCGAUCUAUCGCAUCCGGAUGCCACAGCUACAUCAUCCCCCAAAGCGCUGCCGAUCACCACUCCCACGCUCAAAGGGUCUGGCAUCCGCAGAGAGAAUGGAGCCGCAGACCAGCAGGUGACGGCCAAGAAAGAUGGCCCGAAGCCAGCCAAGUUCAAGAACUUGCCAUACGCUACCUCGCAGACUGGGCUUGUGUACGAUGUACGUAUGCGCUUCCAUGUGGAGGCGGAGCCUGUGGAAGAGGAUAUGCACCCUGAAGAUCCUCGCCGAAUACAUGCCAUCUUCGAAGCGUUCGUGAAUGCUGGCCUUGCUUGGCGCGAAGGUCAAUCCGGACCUUCAAUAGACUACUAUAUGGGUCGCAUAGAUGCACGCAUGGUGACUCGGGACGAAGUCUGCCUGGUGCAUACCAUCGAGCACUGGAACUGGGUGCAGUCAUUGCGAACUCUCAACACUGUACAACUCAAAGAAGAGCAGCAACACCCCCCACAUUCCAACGACUCCGUGUAUUUGUCGACCAGCACGCCAUACUGUGCCGCGCUAUCCGCUGGUGGUGCGAUCGAGGCUUGCAGAGCGGUCGUCCUAGGCGUGGUCAAGAAUGUCUUUGCCGUCAUUCGACCACCAGGGCAUCACGCGGAGCGCGAAGAUGCCAAGGGUUUCUGCUUUUACGAUAACUGCAGUAUUGCGACCAAAGUCUGUCAAGCAGAGUUUGGAGAGAAAUGUCGAAAAGUCCUCAUCCUCGACUGGGACGUGCACCACGGCAAUGGGAUUCAGGAGGCAAAUUACGACGAUCCGAAUGUUCUAUAUAUUUCCUUGCAUCUACACAAGAAGGGUGCUUUCUAUCCAGAGCACUCAUACCGAGACAACAGAGUGGCGUACGGCGACCAUCUCCACUGCGGUCGUGGUGCAGGCAUUGGCAAGAAUGUUAACAUACCCUGGAGCAAGCAGGGCAUGGGCGAUGCCGACUACAUCUACGCCUUCCAGCAGAUCGUGAUGCCGAUCGCGAUUGAAUUCGAUCCAGAUUUGGUCGUCAUCGCAGCUGGAUUCGAUGCUGCUGAAGGUGACAUGCUAGGUGGCUGCAAGGUAUCACCUGCCGGCUACGCUCACAUGACACAUAUGCUCAUGUCCCUGGCAGACGGCAAGAUGGCAGUGUGCCUAGAAGGUGGCUACAAUCUUGAGUCCAUCUCCAGGUCGGCGACAGCUGUCGCAAGGACAAUGAUGGGCGAACCUCCCGACAGGCUGGCCGAAACCACACCUUCCAUCUCCGCUGUGGACGAUGUCAAGCUAGUGUUGCGGCAACAGAGCAAGUUCUGGUCCUGUCUAUUCCCCAAGAAUCCUGCAGACAGACUCGCAGGCUCUCUUCAUGGCGUUCGUAUGCACAACGUUGUGCGGGAGUGGCAGGCCGAAACAAUGUUCACGGAGCACCGAAUGAUGCCACUUGCGGUACAGCAGCCACAACUAGCCCGCGAAUUCGAGAAUCAAGUUCUAGCAACACCCAACUACAAACAAGCUCGACCUCUUUUGGUCAUUCUGCACGAUCCUCCGGAGGUCUUGGCAUCUCCUGAUCCACGUACCGGCAGGAUUGAGCUUCACAACACCUGGCUAACUGAUAUUGUGAAGACUUACGUUGACUGGACCGUGAGCCAAGGCUUCGCUGUCAUCGAUGUCAACCUUCCAAGGCACAGCGCCGACUACGACGAGGACAAUCAGGAACAUAAAGAAACUGAUAGUGUCGAAUUCCGAACACGUGAAGCAACCCGCGCCCUGAAGUAUCUAUGGGAGAACUACAUUGAGCUGUACGAUUCGACACAUGUCUUCCUGAUGGGAACCAACAUCGGACACGGCGCAAUCCUCAACUUCAUCAAAGCACAUGAAGAUCAGGCACAGAACCUGAUGACAAAGGUCAUCUCGUUCGUGCAGGAUGUUUCCCUGAUCUCCUGCAAAUCGCCAACGAGUGACUUACUGCCAGGGUGGUAUUACGGCGCAUCGUUGGUCUUUGUAGCAAACGACCACAGCUACUGGGCCACCGAAUAUGCCAGAAAGCCUAAGAAGCGCUUUGGUAGAGUAAGCAGGUCUGAAGAAAGCUCAAUCAGCGAGAUGCUCCUUGAGCACCGCGACGAGAUCUUCCGGACACUUCUCAGCGAAACAGCAGAGUGGCGGGCUCAGAGGCCGGAGAGCGAGGAUGAGGAUGAAAUGGACGUCAGUGAGGUGGGUCCGGCAAGGAGUCCCAGCCCGAAGAAGAUACCACCUUUUGGUAACGUGAUUCUGUCACCGGCACCAAAGAGCUUGGCGGCAUCGAGCUUGGCUUCUGUGACGAGCAAUGGAGGCUUGAGCCCUUCGAGACUUCCUCCCAUUGGGAAUUUUGCGAUGUCAUCUCCCAAAUGA